GCCACCUGCCCCAGGUUGAAGCCCAGCAGGCAGGCGGCGUGACAGGCCAGGCACCAGCCGUGCGCCUUCGAGCGCAUGCCACUGUUGCACGCGACGGCGGCGAGCGCCGUCGCCAGCAGCGCAACGGAGACGAAGCACAGGGGCCGCAGCAGCCAGUAGAAGGCCCGGGUGAUGCGCGAAUACUCGCAGUAGAAGAGCGUCUCGGUGAGGGCGUCGUUGUCGCCCAGCUGCCAGUCCACGCACGUGUCCCACGACGAGAAGAGGAAGUGGUGGAUGCGGCGCUGCAGCAACUGGGGCACCCACGGACGUCAUUACAGAGGGACCAAAUAAGAUGGCAUCUUGAGCAAUACCCUUUGCUGAAUGGCGUGUCCUUGUCGAAGAAGCGGGCGAAGGAGGAGUUAGUGGGCGACCAAUAGCCUCGGGCGUCCUUCACGCAUCGCCAUUCACCCCCUG
This is a messenger RNA of Gryllus bimaculatus (two-spotted cricket), 453 nucleotides long. NCBI's taxonomy places the organism in Eukaryota, Metazoa, Arthropoda, Insecta, Orthoptera, Gryllidae. The record is from the annotation of a GenBank genome assembly.